Molecule: messenger RNA, 1188 nt
Organism: Fraxinus pennsylvanica
Lineage: Eukaryota; Viridiplantae; Streptophyta; Magnoliopsida; Lamiales; Oleaceae
Source: the annotation of a GenBank genome assembly
AUGGCAGAAAAACCUUCAUCUGCAAACCCUAAUUCAAAAAAUCAGAAAGAGGAAGUCACAUGUGAAGAGUGUAAAACGAACCCCUCAAAGUACAAGUGCCCAGGAUGCUCUCUCCGCUCCUGCAGUCUCCCUUGUGUCAAAGCACACAAGCAACGCACUGGCUGUACUGGUAAAAGGCCGCUCACGAAUUUUGUACCCCUCUCUCAAUUCGACGACAAUGUUCUUCUAUCAGAUUAUAAUAUGCUUGAGGAUGUGAAGAGAGUUGCUGAAUCUGCCCAGAGGACGAGACUUAAGUUAUGUGGCGAAUAUCAUUUUAGGCUUCCGUUUCCCCUUAAAAGUCUUCGGAGUGCUGCUGCAAGCCGUAGGACGAAACUCCUCUUUCUUUCAAACGGGAUGUCAAAGAGAUUAAUGAAUCAAACUUAUUACAACAAUAGGAAGAAAUUCAUAUCUUGGACCAUUGAGUGGCGGUUCCGUUCAACUGAUGUUGUGUUAAUUGACCACGGAAUACAUGAAAAUACAAAUCUGUGCUCUCUGAUUGGAAAACAUCUAGAAGAUGGUCCGUGGAAUCACCGGUUGAGGCAAUUUGGUGAUGAGCCUCUUGAUUCUCUUAAAUUUUUCAUCCGCAAAUAUCCAAAGGGGCCCAGAUCACCUUAUCGCAAGUUAAACAUCGAGGCAUCAAUACGCGAGCAAUUAGAAAAUUUAGUGAUCUUGGAGUACCCUGUUAUACAUGUUUUUCUACCGUCACACACCUGUGAUUUUGAAGUCAUCAACGACAUGAUUCCUAAUAAAGUUGAGCUUAACAAGCCUGUUGACAACGAUUAUCUAAGUCAUGAAGGUGUGGCUUUCAAGGAGGAAGAAAUCAUAGACUCUGGCUCCACAAAUCCUCUUAUUUCAGAUCUUAUGAACCAUUCAUAUCAAAAUAUGGUAACUGAGACUGAAUACAAAGAGACUGUAUAUAGCCCAUUGGUGGUAAGAGGUGUUGAGCAAGUCAAAUCAGUAUUAAGCAGUGGUGAAAGUGUGUGGAAAGAAGAAGAGUACUAUAUAGGCAAGGAGUUGGGUAUUCCUGAGGAGGAUAUGAACUUUGAUUUCGAGCAAGGUUUGGUUGACAUAUAUUCAGAUCUUAUUGGGGGAACUAAUCCAGAUGACUUCCUCAUGGAGGAAGAGCUAGAAGAAGGAGAGAUUGCAUAG